Messenger RNA from Seminavis robusta, 4218 nucleotides. The record is from the annotation of a GenBank genome assembly. NCBI's taxonomy places the organism in Eukaryota, Bacillariophyta, Bacillariophyceae, Naviculales, Naviculaceae.
AUGAGUACCAUCGAAAUACUUGAAAGUGACGAUGACAGCGAUAUUGAGGUUGUCAAAGUUGAAGCGGGGCAAGGAGGUUCUCUCGACGAACGGUGUUUUGCUGAGAAGGUCUACGAUAUGAUUGUGGAAGUUGAGGCGGAGGAAAAAGGUAGAAAAAGCAAGCUGAUUCAGUGGGAAGAUCGAGGACAGGCAUUUGCGUUUCAAAGGUACCAUGCCCGCCUUCCUGAAGUUCUAUGGGCCCAUCUUGAGAUUGCAUUGAAGAAAGAAAUGGCCGUCAGAAAAUUUCUAGACAAGCUUGAGUUGCAUGGAUUUCGCCGUGAGAAGCCCGAGAAUGGAAAGCCUGGAAUAUACCUAAAGUACUCGCACGAGCUGUUUCAGCGUGGGAUGAGUAAGGAUCAGUUCAAACAAAUCGAACGGACUUGUGGACAUGAUGGCAGCGAAGAGACAGUCUCAAGACCAACACAAUCUGCCCAAAGCUGUAAGGCAUCACCUUCUGGAAGCACUGAUAGCAACCGGAAGCACGCUCACUCUGGUGGAUCACCAAGAUAUCGGAACUCGCAGAAAACUGAAAGCCCCCAUUCACACGGAAAGAACACAGAAGUUGGACCAGGGGAUCGGGAAUCUUUACGGUCACCUGGUCGAAGGAAAACACUCAAUCGAUCAUCAGAAGAAAGAACUAACCCGUACCGUGCAAACCGAACGAAUAUCAACACUGGUUCGGGAGACAGAGCGUCCCAGCCCAGUGGUAAGACUGAUCCCAACGAAAGGGGCAUGGGCUCGUUACGCGACCAGCAACCGCAACGAAACACCGCUAGGGGCUCACGGAGUGUGUCCCCAGCUAAGAGGGGAAGAAGCUCCUCUGAAGGGACAGGCAAGCGUGCUGUAUCGCUUGGGGUAUCCUCUAGAGAUCGGAACCGCAAAGGGGAGGGUGCCAGAGCCAAGGAUAGCACAACAAACCGCAGUCAAGUGACGGUAGCCCGCAAGGAUAGCGCAAGGAAACAGCUAGAACUUUUUGGGAAGUCUGAAGACAGCGCCAUCUCCAUUGAUGACGACACUGACGAUGAGGACAACAGAAACGACACCAGCAAGCAGGAUGGAAGGAAGGAUGAUCAGGUGGACGAAUCCGACGACGAACCUGUAGUGCUGGCUGUAUCCUCCCCAAACGAUACCCGCUUACCGUCUUCAAGCCCAGCUUAUGCUGCUGCACGCACGGUGCCCGUGGCAAAGGCAUCCAAUACUGCAAUGAACGCAGGGUCGCGAAAGCGUGGUCGUGGGUUGCCUGCAACGUCAUCAUUUCGGGCAUCGGGAUCGACGGCUCCCAAACGGAGUGGAAAUGCAUCCCGCAAGGGGGGGACAAAAAGUGAUGAUGACACAUCAUCGGCCUCGUCUCCGUCUCGUUAUGGCAUUAAAGAUGGCAGACACACGAAAGCGAGCACUCCCGAAGAACCUUCACAGUCGCCAGCCUCGAUGGGUCAAGCUUCCAUAUCUCAUGAGCGUCAAGCUGCCGAAAGGAAGCGCCAGGUAGAAAGCUCGCCGAUGUACAGCUCGGAAUCAGAGGACUCUAUGUCGGGAUACUUGAUCGGGAAAAGCGUAAUCAACACUGUUAGUUCGGAAUCAGAUGAUUCGAAGCCAGCAGCUCAGAUGAACCACGAAGGCGCUUUAGGAAAGGUGCUUACGCAAGUAUCCACGAAAACGAGAGGCAAACUGGUCGUUGAACUAGACUCUGAUGAGUCCAGCACAACUGAUGUGUCCCAUGAUUCUGAUCUAGAGGGCACAGAAGCCAGAGGCCCAUGUCUCGGUGCUAAGUCGGGGUCGAUCGCCCCACGAACAUCACUGCUGCAAGAUUCUGGAAGGACUCUCUCGGGAAGGGUUAGCGUUGAAAGCUCCUCUGAAGUGGCUGAGUCUGGGGACGGGUCUGGUUCUGUAGCUUUAACAGAACGAAGGCCCUCUAAGGUGGUAACCCAGACAAGAAAUGAAGGGAUCAAGUCUUCCCAUGGCGUUCGACAUGUUGACACCAAGGGUGGCGCUGUGGUGGUUAAUGCGCCCAGUCAAACUAAGCCUGCUUCACGCGAAACGCUUCCUGAAGCCAAAACAUCGCAAGAAAAAGAGGGGAAUGUUGAGAGAUCCAAAGCAUCCCUUUCGAGUCUCAAUGAUGAGAAUCCUUCUGCAGGUUUCUCUUUUACCGAAGACGGCGUGCCCGACACGAGGCCACGGAAGGUGCAGCGUACUGGAAGCUUCACGUCGAAAGAGAAGCGUUCUACGACAGAUGAUGAUUCUCCUCCGCCAGUAGACCUAAAACUGUUCUUUUCGCCCCGCCUGGCAGAGUCCAUUGAAGACAAAAAGAAACUAAGCAGGCGUGUCAGAGAUCAGUGGAGGUUGGCUGCAUUUGAAAACUCCCAGAAGAGGAACAGUCUGAUGCAGAAACUAUUGCUCGAGCGCGACGCCACAUUACGCAAAGCAUCAACAAAACGAGCCAGCAGAGGCGGCCUAAGCUUCUUUUCCAACGCAACCGUCCCACCAAGCAGUGAUGCUUCUACGAAGAACAGGUCAGAGGAGCAGCUUUUUGUGACGCAAGGCGACUACGGCGACAGAGAGACCGUAGGAUUGGAGUGCAAUUUCUUGGAAGGAGCGGAGGAACCGCAACCAAAGCACACUACGCCCAUGACCUUAACGUCUCUCUACGCUGUCGAUGACGACACAGAUUUACGUUUUGUGCCCCAUUGCAGGGAAGGAGUUGAAGGCAUUCUCGAAGGGCUCUUCAACAUAGAUGAAAGAACGAAGCGAUUCACGAGGGGAAUGCCGCUCUGCAGAGAAGAAGAGUUGACAAAGGACCUUGACUUGGCGCUUGUGCGACUCCGUUACGAAUAUUGCCCAAAGGAUUCUGAUGGGCGAUACAAUCCGAAACAAAUAGAGGCUUUGCGUCAUUUCCUAUGCUGCGCGUUCAAAUCAAUUCGAGAGAUACAUGAAGAUUUCUUUAAUGAGAGGUUCAACGCGCUGGUCGAGAAAUCGAACGACAAAACGGAGCUACCAUCGGAAUCUCCUCCUGAUCUCGAAGGAGCAGCCUCGGAAUGGAGUGACUAUCUCAAGAAUGCAGAUACUUAUCGCGUCUUCUUUUGCAAUCGUUGCUUUAUCUACGGUUGCAACUUGCACCCAGACCUUCUAAACUCUGACGCGAGAAGCGAACUCGGCAUGACGUCGUUAGAGCUGCAAUAUGAAAGGGCAAUGCAACGAGAGGAAGACGGAUAUUGGAAGGAUGUGGAGUUUGAUAUUCGACUUCCACAAGGAAGUCGUGCAGUUUUGCCCUCUCAAGACAAGAAUCGUUCUGGAUCGACUGUGACAUUGAAUGCCUCUCAAGAGGCCCUGUGCAAGCGAAUGUUUGUCAUUUUCCAAGGCGACGCCUCGAAAAUUGCCAAAGCUUUGCAGCUUCCAGCGGAGAGCAUAUCCAACUUUAUUUCAUCGAAGAAGAUGACUCUACCGCGAAGGACUGGAGCCCUGUUCAAGAAGAAAGCUGUUGGGAAGAAACCAAUGUUAUACCAUUCGAUGAAUCACUACAAUCAGCGUUGGCUAGGAAGGAUACACAAUAAGAAUGGCAACGAUUCAGACGACAUUUGGUGCAUGCCAUGCACCCACGACGGACCUUGUCGUGAUAACUCCUGUAGCUGCCAAAGUCAAUCUUGCCCCUGCUUUGCAGCUGGCCGUGAAUGCGAUCCUGACCUCUGCAAGAAAUGUGGUGCAUGUACUGACCCACCAAAUGCCGACGCAACGACACAGCCGUGUCGCAACGAUCAUGUAUCCAUGCGGCGCCACCAACACUUACUUGUGGGCAUAUCUACCAUUCCCGGUGCCGGGUGGGGUCUGUUCACGAAGAAUUUUCUGAAGAAGGGUGCGUUUGUUCACGAGUAUUUGGGGGAGUUAAUCAGUCAAGAAGAGGGUGAUCGAAGGGGUCACUUGUACGACAAGAAUGGCCACAACUAUCUCUUCAAUCUGACUGAAGACAAAUUAAUCGACGCCGCCCACAAAGGCAACAAGUUGCGAUUUGGCAACAGCAAAGAUCCUCCGAACCUUGAAGCCAAGAAAUUGGUUGUGAAUGGUAACUUGAAGAUUGCCUUUUUUGCCAGGGAGGAUAUUCCUGCUCAGGGUGAGCUUUUCGUGCAUUAUGGCGAAACAUUCACGCAGGAUUUCAUGAAGGGUGGGAAGAGACGUGCCUCAUAUGGUUAA